UAUCGGUUAACCCCUGCGUGGCCGAUCGGGCAGGACUCCGCCGGCCGGAACCCGCGAGUCGGGGCUCCCCAGCCACACCCCUCGCGGGAUUUAAAGGGGCCGGAGGGGCCGGGUCGGUGGAAGCCCGAAGCUAGGGAGCGGGCAUGCGGCGCUGCCCGUGCCGGGGGAGCCUGAGCGAGGCAGAGGCCGGGGCGCUGCCGGGAGCGGCCCGCAUGGGGCUGGAGGCGCCGCGAGGGGGGCGGCGGCGGCAGCCCGGGCAGCAGCGCCCUGGGCCCGGCGCAGGGGGCCCGGCGGGGCGGCCGGACGGGGGCGGGCCCUGGGCCGGGACCGAGGGGUGCAGCCUCCACACGGAGCCCGAGAGGGUCGGCCUCGGGCCUGAGCAGGGGACAGACGGACAGGGUGAGCCUGAAGCAGCUGGCCUCGGAGGGGACACAGAACGGCCCGGCCGAAAGACGGAGCCAGACAAAUCCAGCCUCCGGACGUGUCCAGAAAGGAGCAGCCACUGGUCAGAGCUGGAGACAGCCGGUCCCUGGACGGAAACUGGGACAGAUGGCUUUUGGACGGAUCCACACAGGUCUGACCUCCAGUCUCAGUCAGAGAGGGCCAGCCUCUGGACGCAGCGCGGUGUUUCGGGGCCGUGGACAGAGACAGAAAUUCAUGGGUCACAGACCCAACCAGAGAGGGCCAAGACCUGGGCGCAUAACCUCUGGACCCAUAAUAACAGGUCCAACCUCCGGACUCAGCCAGAGGGGGGCCGUCCCUCAACAGGGCCAAAUGCUGGUGGCUCUUGGAAAGAACUGUGCACUGAUGGCUCCCAGAUACAACGGGAUACUGGAACAGCCUGCACACAGGUUGGCACUGAUGGUUUCCCAACACAGCAAGAUACUGUUGGCUCCUGGACACGGCCUGGCACUGAUGGUCCCCAGACAGAACCUGGGACAGACUGUUUUUUGGGCGAAUCCAAGCAGGAUGGCCCAUUAGAGGAACCAGAACCUGGGGACUUGGGGACGCACCUGUACUCUCACCUGGAGUGUAGCCUCCUGACCCCUGUACCCCGCCUUAUCAUCACUCCUGAAACACCAGAGCCCGAGGCUCAGCCAGUGGGACCCCCCUCCCGUGCUGAGGGGGGCAAUGGCGGCUUCUCCUCUGCCUCCUCUUUCGACGAGUCUGAGGAUGAUGUGGUGGCCGGGGGCGGAGGUGCCAGCGACCCUGAGGACAGGUCUGGGAAUAAACCGUGGAAGAAGCUGAAGACGGUUUUGAAAUAUUCGCCCUUCGUGGUUUCCUUCCGAAAACACUACCCUUGGGUCCAGCUGUCGGGACAUGCUGGGAACUUCCAAGCAGGAGAGGAUGGCCGGAUCCUAAAGCGUUUCUGUCAGUGUGAGCAACGCAGCCUGGAACAGCUGAUGAAUGACCCCCUGCGGCCUUUCGUGCCCACCUACUAUGGUAUGGUACAGCGGGAUGGCCAGGCCUUCAACCAGAUGGAAGAUCUCCUGGCAGAUUUUGAGGGCCCUUCCAUUAUGGACUGCAAGAUGGGCAGCAGGACCUACCUGGAGGAGGAGCUAGUGAAGGCACGAGAAAGGCCCCGGCCCCGGAAGGACAUGUAUGAGAAGAUGGUGGCUGUGGACCCUGGGGCCCCCACCCCUGAGGAACAUACCCAGGGUGCUGUCACCAAGCCCCGCUACAUGCAGUGGAGGGAGACCGUGAGCUCAACUUCCACCCUGGGCUUCCGGAUUGAGGGCAUCAAGAAAGCCAACGGGACCUGCAACACCAAUUUUAAGAAGACAAAGGAGCUAGAGCAGGUGACAAAGGUGCUGGAGGACUUUGUGGACGGGAAUCGUGGAAUCCUGAGAAAGUAUGUGGCACGCCUGGAAGAACUCCGAGAAGCUCUGGAGAACUCCCCCUUCUUCAAGACCCACGAGGUGGUGGGCAGCUCGCUUCUCUUUGUGCAUGACCACACUGGCCUGGCCAGGGUCUGGAUGAUUGACUUCGGCAAGACAGUGGCCCUGCCUGACCACCAGACGCUCAGCCACCGAUUGCCCUGGGCAGAGGGCAACCGCGAGGAUGGGUACCUCUGGGGUCUGGACAACUUGAUCCACCUCCUUCAGGGGCUGGCCCAGGGUUGACCCACUUGCCCACUGCCAGGUUUACUUAUUGGAUGGUGCCCAUCUGGCUGGUGGUGCCCCGGGAUUGGCCAUGGGGGCGGACCUUGGGGAUGGCAAAGGUGGUGUUGUACACCACACAAGACCAGAGUGGAAGGUCUUUUUAAGGGUCUUGGAGACCACGUAGUGCCCAGAGGUUUUAGACUGGAGGGGGGUGUGACAUGGCCGCAUCUCAUGGUGAAUCAGAACCAGACUGGGUCCUCCCACCAGCCAGGAAAGUUUCUGAGGGGCUGCUGGAGACCAUAACUAGCCGUGGGCCUCAACAGAACACAAUUCAGAAGCCACAGGGUGUGGGUGUGAGAUGGUGCCUCUCACUGUAGGAAUGACUAUAGUCACUGCCUCCUUGCCAGCCUGCUCAAGCUGGCUCCUGGAGGCCAGGGGAGGGUCAGUUUCAUCAUUGGUGCCCCAGAGAACCAGCCCUCACCUGCGAACAGACGCAGGAGCACCUGCCUGCCUGGGAGAAUUAGGGCCCCAUCUGUUCAUCUGGGAGCCAUCCCAGGGCUGAAGGACUCUGGGGAGGGUGUGACACCAUGGGGCUGGUCUGAGAGCUGCUGCUGUUGGGUGGGACCCAGUUCCCCGGUCCUGCCCUCCCCUGGCCCCAUGAGAUCUUCCCCACUCCUGAAAGAACUAUGCUGAUCCCCUGCAGACCUAAACCACAGCCACAUCCCAUGUCAGCACUGUGACUAGCACAACCUCAUUCCUUGGGCACCAGCUUCAGCCUUGGGACUUUCUCCUUUCCCCCUACCCCCUUGCCCUUGCUCCAAGCCAGCUGGUGGCAGGAAGGGCUUUCAGACGUGGAAAAGCAGGUUUGGGAAUCAGAGGUGCAGACUAGGUAGGUGGGGCCGCUGGCUGUGACAUGGGGUUUGCAGCCUGGUCCAAACCAAAGACCUUAGCACCCUCAAGCAUGGGUGAUGCCCCUCCAUCCCCUCCUCCUGCACCUGUCCCUUCAGCUUCCUAGCCUGAGGCUGGGAACCAGGCACCUCCCUCUUCCCUAAACUGAAGCUCUAAUGUGUCUUCCAGACCUGAGGAGGUGUGCUCCUUUUCUACUGAUCGUCUUUAUACUUAUUUAUAUGAGAGAGAUAGUUGUUAGCUGGGGCAGCAUUGGGGAACAGGAGGCAAAAAUCGCUUCACAUCCUUUCCUCCUGUGGUGAUGCUCCAAUAAAUCACACAUUCAAAGUCAA
Messenger RNA from Nyctereutes procyonoides (raccoon dog), 3340 nucleotides. It is a transcript of the gene ITPKC, whose product is annotated as inositol-trisphosphate 3-kinase C. The transcript is spliced from 7 exons. Gene Ontology annotation, molecular function: inositol tetrakisphosphate kinase activity; inositol-1,4,5-trisphosphate 3-kinase activity. Bases 144 to 2123 code for a protein of 659 amino acids. Gene Ontology annotation, biological process: inositol phosphate biosynthetic process. NCBI's taxonomy places the organism in Eukaryota, Metazoa, Chordata, Mammalia, Carnivora, Canidae. Gene Ontology annotation, cellular component: nucleus; cytoplasm. The record is from RefSeq and is a predicted model, not a curated record.